Molecule: messenger RNA, 1443 nt
Organism: Nannospalax galili (Upper Galilee mountains blind mole rat)
Lineage: Eukaryota; Metazoa; Chordata; Mammalia; Rodentia; Spalacidae
Gene: Skp1
Product: S-phase kinase associated protein 1
Exons: 6
Coding region: 155-646 (163 amino acids)
Biological process (GO): SCF-dependent proteasomal ubiquitin-dependent protein catabolic process
Cellular component (GO): nucleus; cytoplasm
Molecular function (GO): cullin family protein binding
Source: RefSeq, a predicted model, not a curated record
CACGAGCUGGGGUCCUCGGCGCCCGCGCCCGGUCAUAUAAACGCUGACGCUGGGAGGCGCCGCUGAAGUGGUUGUGUCGUCCGGCUUUCUCUUCUGGUGUGCACGCUUCCUUGCGCUGGUCAGCUUCGGGCCCGCGGUCUAAACAGCGAGCACGAUGCCUUCAAUUAAGUUGCAGAGUUCUGAUGGAGAGAUAUUUGAAGUUGAUGUAGAAAUUGCCAAACAAUCUGUGACCAUCAAGACCAUGCUGGAAGAUUUGGGAAUGGAUGAUGAAGGAGAUGAUGACCCUGUUCCUCUACCAAAUGUCAAUGCAGCAAUACUAAAAAAGGUCAUUCAGUGGUGCACCCACCACAAGGACGACCCUCCUCCUCCUGAGGAUGAUGAGAACAAAGAAAAGCGGACAGACGAUAUCCCUGUUUGGGACCAAGAAUUCCUGAAAGUUGACCAAGGAACACUUUUCGAACUCAUUCUGGCAGCAAACUACUUAGACAUCAAAGGUUUGCUUGAUGUUACAUGCAAGACUGUUGCCAAUAUGAUUAAGGGGAAAACUCCUGAGGAGAUUCGUAAGACCUUCAAUAUCAAAAAUGACUUUACUGAAGAGGAGGAAGCCCAGGUGCGCAAAGAGAACCAGUGGUGUGAGGAGAAGUGAAGUGCUGUGCCGACACUAUGAGGAUGGCGCCGAUACUAGUUGCACUGCUCUGUUUAUAAUUGUUAAUAGUAAAUGCAGCAGCAAGUAGUUGUGUUAGCAUAAUGUCCUCACUGCAUGUGUAGUUCCAGUAGAUCCCAAACUUAUGGUUGUUGAGUCACUUCUAUUAUGAGUGGAAGUUGUUUUUUUUUUCUUUACUCUGAAUAAAAUGGAAUUAGGGUUCUCUGCAGAAAGUGGCAUUUUGGGCUCUUUCUGUAAAGCGAUUUCUGCCUAGUUUAUUGUCCAGUUAACGUCAGUGAGCUUUUCAGAGUUGGCAUUGUAAAUAAAACAACUUAUGAAAAGUAUUCUGUAAUAGAAUUAACAAAAUACAGUCUUUAUUCAUGAUUUGGAAACUGGAAAAGGGUGACUUGAAGCUGAUGUUCCAAUGGGGUUGAUGGGAUCUUACAGACCCAAGUGAGGCAGCCCUGCUUCUGCCUAGCCUGCAUGUAGCUGGGCUCUUCGUAAUUGGACCUGAGGACUGACUUCAUUUGUCUUUUUCUUUUGUUUUUUAAAUCUCAGCUUUGAAUACGUUGCCUAGAGAUUAGUUUAGUACCCAGUUUGUGCUUUGGGAGGUGGGGAUGUAACUAGAUAAUUUGUUAGCUUUUCAAUUAAAGACACUUACUUCAUGUGGUAUGUCAUCUUAUUAUCAGUGUGCCCACAUGGGAAAAAACACUACUUGCAUGUAAAAAGUAACAUCUUUAACAUAAAACAGCCAUCAUAAGUGCAAGAUACUUUUCAAUAAAAAGGUUAUUUAGUAGGCA